AUGUUCUCAUCCACUUCAAAAGCAACACCAAGCACUUCUCCAAAGAGCCCACAAAGGCCAAUCAGUCCUCGAGCACAAAAGAUGAUGAUGGAAUCAUCUCCACAACAACAACAACAAAAUCACCAGCAGCAGAAUCAACAUCAGGAGGCAACUCCACCCACCUCUGCAGCCGUAAAUAAUAACAACAACAAUAGUACUACCAAUAUUGGAAGAAGCACUACCACCAGUACGAAAGCCUCAUCAUCUUCACCCUCUCAAUCACCUAAAGCUCCAUCAACAAUUACAUCAUCAUCAUCAGCAGCGUUAUCAUCAUCAACGAUAUCUGGUCAUAGGAAUGAAAAGAAGAACCGAGAGAGUUCAUCACCACUAGUGAAGGAAUUGAAUCGUAUCGCUAGUGAUGAUCAUCGUCUUCAGGGCCAUUUGGCAGCCGUCGUUGUUGGAGAUCAAAAUCAGUCAUCCUCCCAGUUGAACAACACUCACCACCAACAUGUUUCCCAAGAGAAGAAGAAGAAGGCAACUCUCGAAUCAAAAGAGAACCACACGGGUGAUGAAGCAACUGUAGCAACAACAAUGCUGACUCGUACGCAGAAUUAUGAUCAUAAUCGUUCUCCAAUUUCAACCCAACAACAUUCAAACGACAAUCAGAGUCAAUCUUCAGAGAUGGCGAAUGAUUCCACUGCUACUGCGACUACGACUGACUUGACUUGUUCAGUGGAAUCUAAUAACGGAGUCAGAGGCUACAACAGCCCUUCUGUACUAUCAACAACAACAUCAUCAUCAUCAUCCACUUCAACCAAUGAUGCUCUUCAACAACAAGAUUCACAAAAACCCAAAGUUACAGUUCUUGCGUAUACAGGUCCAUUGACUUCACUUCCACCUCCACCUGCAACACCUCCUCCACCUCUCACUGAGGAGGAGAAGAAACGUCAUCAAAAGUUCUUGGGCGUGGUUGCUUCUGUUUUGGUUGGAUCGAACUCUGACUCGAAUUCACAACCACCACCACAACAACAGGCAUCUUCAUCAUCGUCGUCUUCCUCUUCGCCAACAACAGCAAGUGUCUCUUCUUCUUCACUUCAAAAACCUGAAAAGAUUCCCGUUCCAAUUAAUAUGCAAGCGAUGGAUCCAUUUUCAAUUGAAGAAAUUGAUCAAACCCAAUGGACGGUUCUAUAUAAUACCAACACUUUGAAUAAUACUCAUUCAAGACGUAUUCUUAUGAGAUCUUCGAGCAUUAGAUUACAACAGCAACAAUCACAAAGAUUUAAUUCUUCAAUUCUUGGAGCACCUUCAAGUAGCAGCAGCAGCAACCAACAACAUACGAGCUCAGGAGCCUUAUUGGAGCAAUUGGCACUGUCAUCACGUGCCUCUUCUUCCGAACAUUAUCACCACAACGAAAACAAAGGUCUUCUCGUGAAAAACUUUUUCAGAUUCCUCUCUGUGGGAGGCGAAUAUUUGCAAAAGUUCAAAUCUAAAAAAUCAAAUUCGGACGUAGAGGAAGUUGUUUAUUUCAAAUAUCCUCAUGUGAGACAUUGCUUGCAAGUGUUUUACAAACCAUUCAAAAUUUUACGUUAUGAGGCUGUGCCAUAUCGAGCAACUCCUUUCAAGCCACAAUUCUCAGUUCUGACUCCUGCCAAUAGCGAUGCUCCUCAAUCUGUGACAUCUCCAAAUGUCACACCUGAAAAUCCUCCUCCUUCACACCCCAAUAACAGUGAACAAAAAAAGAAGAAAAAUCCAAAGGAUAAGAACGAAAAGGAGGAGAAGAAAGACGAAGACAAUGUUGUUGUCGAUGAAGAUGAAGUUUUGCCAUCUUUUGCAAAAAUUCUCGAUAUUGAAAAGGCACAAGCUGAGAAGGCAACGGAUGUUCAAGCUCCUACUGAACCAGAGGAAUUGUAUAAGGUCACUGAUCAAAUGGGCGAUUUCACAGAGGCUGGUCUCUCAAAGAAAUUGAAAAAUGCUUUUAUUGGUCAAGGAAAGAGAAAAUCAAUCUUUGGUGGAAAGGUAGAGAAGCCUAAAAAAGAUGAUAAAGAAUCAAAGGAGAGCAAAGAUUCGAACAAGGAAGGAAAAGAAGGAAAGGAGGGUGCACCUAAAGAAGGAGGAACUGCUUCUGUCAGCGUUGGACUAACCUCAUUACAAACAAAUCAAAGUUUGACUGAAAAGGAGAUGAAGUUGGCUCUUUUACAACAAAAAGGACAAGGAGAAAAGAAGGCUGUCGAUGCUUUCGAUGAGAUUGAUAUCUCAAAAUCCUUGAAAAAGAGUUUGGUUGAAAAGGCGAAGGAAUUGUGUGCCAAACGUCCACUUGAGCUUCUCAACGAAAUUACUGCCGAAAUUCAAAGAUCUGAAAGCUCUAUGAAUGAGUCAAAGAAGCACCAAAGCGAAUCCUUCUUGCAUGGUGUUCAUAUCAAUGAGGAGAAUAUCAACAAGGAGAAUAGAAGAUUGAUGGGAGUUUUACAGCCAAAGUACGAGUACAAGCCCCUCCACACUACUUUGUGCCAAAGAAUUCCAGAAAUUGAAUAUCCUGUCAAGAAAAAGUUCAGAUUCUUGUUGUCUUGCAGUGAAUUCCAAUUUAUGGAAAAGUUCGAUGUCACGAAAGAAUUCUUCACAUUCUCCAUUGCUAUUUAUGACACCAAGUACUCCAAGAAGAUUAGUGAGGAUUACUGGUUCCAUCUAUUUUCGGAAGAACAAUUGCAACAAUUAGAGCCCUUCGUUCGUGAAUCCAUUCAAAAGAAAUCUAACGGUAUUGUUGCCAACUCUGACAAGAGACUGUUCUCAAUUUCUGCACCCAAUGAGGAAAUGUAUUUGGUUUUGUAUGUUCAUCGUGUACCAACUUGUUCCAUUAAGGAUAUGCUCAAACAUCACAAAAAGAACGACUUUUCUUCCGAUAUGGAAGCCAGAAAGAACAAACUUUCUCACUUUAGACAUGCAGCAUUUGUUAGCUUUGUUCCACUUUUCAAAGGUGAAAAGAAACUGGAACUCAAUUCAUCGAUGUAUUUCGAUCAAUUCUACGUAAUCGAAGGAGAUUACAAGACUCCAUUCAACAUCUUUGCUGCCAUUAAACAAAAGACCAAAUUACAAGCGAUCUCUGCCUCAAUGAAAGUACACACAGAAUUGGUGAGUGACUUGCAUAGAUAUGUCAAGAAUAAGAUUGAAGACAGCACCGAUAUAACUCCAACAGGACAGCUUGCAUCAAUCAAAUCAGAUGACGAUAGUGUGAAUAACACAGAAGAACAAUCCUUCUCACUUCAACCAACCAAUCCCUUCUUGAAUGGUAACAACCUUGAUGAGAAUGGAGAUCCUGUAUUCAACGCAAUUGAAGAUGAUGAUGAAUUCUCUGAUGAUCCACCAAGAUUGAUGUCUGAAGAUUUUGGAAAAACCAUGUUCGACGAGCAAGUGAAAAUAUUGGAAUCAGAAGCAAUCAAUGAAAUUCCAUGGAGCAAGGCCCGUCAUCCACACAUGACCUUGUUUAACACCAUGUAUAUUUAUCCUAUGGGUGUAAAGCUAGAGAAAACUAAGGCUAAGAAUAUUGUUGUGGAGGUAGUAUUUAGAGAAAACGAUGCAAUCAUCCCAACACAAGAGGAAAUUCAAAAAUGUCAUCCUGUUGUUAUUAACAGAUUUACUUCGGAAAAGAAGCGAUCAGAUUUUACUGCUCUUGAACAUUGUACUACUACUCCUCAAUUCCUUGAUGAGAUCAAAAUUGACGUUCCUGCUGUCACAAAGAAAGGCAAUCAUUUACUCUUCAUUUUCUAUCACGUAGACAUUGAAAAGAAGUCUUCUAAGCUCAUCUAUGAACCUUUUGGAACCAGAGAGGAAGAUUUUGGAAAAUGUGAACGCUCAAUUUUGGGCUAUUCUUUCCUUGAAUUGACCGAAAAGAAUAGACUAUAUGAAGAGGAUAAGACACAACGUAAUUGUACCUAUGAGCUCACCUAUUCUGAAGUUCAGAGACACAUCUUUGUCGGAGAACUGAGAGUGUACAAGACAUUGCAACCAGAUUAUCUCUCCAAAGCCAAGACCAAGGGCAUAUUGGAUAAGAUUAGUGACGCAAGAUUCAAACUUUCUGCUCAACUUGUUUCUAGCGUUAAUCCUCAAGACGAAGUACUUCAAUUAUUCUUUGCCAGUAUACAUGAUUUAUAUAGUCCUGAAAAAGAAAAUAAGGAACAAAUAUUGGAGUAUAUUUGCCGUUUCGUCUUGAUGAAAUUCUGUGCCAUUGAAUUCUCUCUAUUCUUACCUCAUCUUCCAAUUGUUAUGAACAUUUUGUUUGAGUUGAUGAGUAGCAUCUCAGAGUUGCCACUUCAAUCUGCUGACUUGAGAAAGGGAGCUGAACGAUUAUUGUUCGAGCAAGUAUUGGUGUGUCUCAGAGGUGUCUAUCACUAUACUAAAAAUCACACACGUGGUAACAAGUUCAUGACAUCGUACAUUAAAUACAUUUUCGAUGAAAUGAACAGAGGAUAUCCAACCUACUCUGUACUCACUCGUAUCUUUACGGAUUAUUUGGAAGAAUUGACCAAGAUUUUGCAAGGAGAACCAACCAAGCAUUACUUUGAAACAAACAACUUGUCAGAGCACGAUCCAUUCCGUUUCUCAUGGUUCUUGUUUGAUAUUAUUAUUAAGAGUUUGACACUCUGUAUCAAGACAGACUCUUUGGAUUGCCUCACGAUUAGGGAUAGUUGGUAUUUAAACAAAUCGGACAAGUACAGCAGAAACGAUGAACAUCCACUCUCUCAAGAAUACUUUGUGAACAGAGUGAAAGAGUUGAUGACAUACUUUUGUACACGUACCAAGAAAUUGCUCUCCUCUUCUGGACAUGGCAGACAAAAUAUUGGUUUGAACGCCAAUAGAAAUCUUGCUCUCUUCAUUAGAGAUUUAAUUCCAUUCGUUGACAGAGAUUAUUAUAUUGGAAUUGUUAAACACUACAUGGAUUGUUUAUCCAUCGAAACUUCAACAGAUGCAUCCGCUGAAGCCUUGUUGAGAUUGAAAUCAGAUUUCGUAGCCAUCAUGUGUGACUAUGAUUACUUUAUUCCGCUCAACAACUUGCAACUUCAAGAUGGAAACUUUUUAAUUAGACAUUUCUUUGACGUUUUCUUCAGCACUGUUGAAACUAACAAUGAAAAGUUAAUGCUCAAGGUUGGAAAGUGUGUAUUGGAUUUGUUCUGCAAGAUUGACUACGAUGCACGAUAUCAAGACACAUCCAAGAGGGCUGCUAUUGCAGAGAUGUUCCUUUAUUUUGUUGACAAGUACAUGGACAAGGAAGAAUAUCUCACUCUCUUCCACAAUGAUGAAAUGUAUCUUGUCACAGCAUUUUGUAUCUUGUGGGUGUUGAGAAACUUAUCAGAACAACUACUUACUCAAUGGUGGACACAGGCUCCAGUACAUGUCAUGCUUAAUUGCAUCAGCUUUUUGGACUAUUGUGUCAUGUCUGUACAUAAUCUUUCCUACUCGUCUUCAAUUCCAAAAGAAAAGAGAGGAAACCAACGAUCUUUACGUAUGGAGACAAUCUUGACAGCCAACUAUUUGAUUAGCAAAUUCACUGAGAAGUCUGUACUGACUGAGGUAUUGGAAAAAAUCAAAACAAAGUAUGACAUUGACCGCUUGUUACAGUUAGCAGAAAGUGAAUCUCAAGAAUUGAAGAAUCUUCCAGAAGUUCAAAUUUUAUCCAAGCUCGAAAUUACCAGAAACACCAAAACUAUUACACCUGUAGAGUCAUUGCUUUUGCGUUCCAUCAGUAGAUUAAUCUUUAACAUUAUUUUCCAAUUGACUCUCAAAGAAGAGUACAGAGCUUGCAAGAUUAUCUUCCAAGAUUGUCUUUAUCCAUUGCUUUCUAACUUUAACCAUCUUUUCGUGUGUCAUGAGUUGUACGAUCAAACCAUUCCAAAGAAAGAGAGAGCUCCCUAUGCUCAAAAACGUAAGGUUGAACAAAAAUGGAGAUGGCUUCUUGGAGUCUGUACCUUAUACUCUGAAGAGCUCAUGUUUGAUAAGAAUGUUGGAGACAUUAUCAACAUUUCUAAAGAAUGUGUUUCUCUCUUGUUGAAACCAUUUGCACCUACACUUACUCACGAACAAGUCGAACAAAGUUUAACAGAAGAACCUGAAGAUGUGAAUAUUGAUGCCAAGCGCUGUUGCAUUUCUUCGGCCACCUUCUCCAAAUUGGUGGACAAGUUUGUUGGUUUGUGCACAUUGCCUGGUGAUACUGAAGCUCGUGGAGUUUUCUAUGCCAUCUUCCUCAAUACCUUCUCUUCAUUCACAACUGCUCGCCAACUCAUGAACCACUUAAUGAGCAUCUAUAGAAGAACUUUGAAUGUAGUGAAAGAGGCCACUCGUGCCAAAGAACAAGGUGAUCCAAAUGCUCCUGAAAUCACAAAAGAAAACGCUGUAUGUCUCUACAUUGAACAAGCAAUGAAUGAACUUGUCAAGGAAGCAUUCCAUGCUCUUGACAAUGAAUCCUUGGCUCUCUAUAUGCAUCAUUACGAGGAGAUUGUGCAAGGUAUCAAGUUUAGAUAUGAGAAACCUGGUGCUGUGAAAAAAGUUCACCCAACCCUCAAAAAGAUCAAAAAAACUCUCCUUCAAAACUUGUUGAGCUUUAAGAAGGAUGAAGGAUCCUCUUCGACUUCCAAUGUCCACUCGAGACACAACACAACCAUCAUGAUUCCAAGAGGUAUUCCAGUGGAAAAGCUCAAGGAACCUCAAAUUUCUCUCAAUCAAUGGAGAAUCAACAGAAAGGAGUAUAUCAGCAAGGGUAUUCUAAAUCCAUACAAUAUUCAAUUCGAUUUAUUGAGUUGGCCAGCCACUGAAAUUGCCAGACAAGAGACAAUUAUUGAUUUGAAGAUUUUCAAAAAGAUUGAAGCCAAUGAAUUUUAUAACUCUGGAUGGAGUGAUCCCAAGUACAAGUAUGAACUCGCUCCUCAUAUUUCUGCCCUCACCGAUCGUGUCAAUAAGAUUAGCUACUGGGUACAAACUAAGAUUCUCACUGAGACCAAUACAGAAACAAGAAAAGCUCUCUUUAAGAAGUUUGUUGAAAUUGCCAAGGAAUCCUACGAGUUGAACAAUUAUAGUGCAUUCUUUGCAAUCAUUUCAGGUCUUCAAUCCGGUCCAGUAUAUCGACUCAAAGAAACUCGAAAGGGUCUCUCAGAAAGUGACAACAAUAUUUUCAAAAUUUUCGAUGAACUUCAUGCCAACAAUAGAAGUAAGCUGAGAGAAAAUCUCAACAACACGAUCAUUAACAACAAUACUCCAAUUAUUCCAUUUAUUGGCAUCUUCCAAACAGAUUUGACUUUUACUUCAGAUGGAAAUCCUGAUGAAUUCAAUCAUCCAAAAACUCCUCAAAAGAAAUUAAUCAAUUACCAAAAGAGAAGAAUUUAUUAUGCAACCAUUCAGAAAGUGAAGGAUUUACAAAAUUGUGCAAAUUUGUACCAUUUAGAACCCAUUCCAUACGUUCAAUAUGUUUUAAAGGAACACAUUUUCGAAGGUAUAAUUACCAACGAUGAUGAGCUUCACAAGAAGUCUCUCAUAAUUGAACCUAGAAAAUCAACCACCAACUAA
Molecule: messenger RNA, 7527 nt
Organism: Naegleria fowleri
Lineage: Eukaryota; Heterolobosea; Eutetramitea; Acrasida; Naegleriidae
Exons: 1
Coding region: 1-7527 (2508 amino acids)
Biological process (GO): positive regulation of GTPase activity; small GTPase-mediated signal transduction
Molecular function (GO): guanyl-nucleotide exchange factor activity
Source: RefSeq, a predicted model, not a curated record